AUGAAUGGCCUACCUUCAAUGAGGAUCGAAGCCGUAGCAAAGCGCGUCCCUGAACUGCGUCAAACAACGGAUUAUGGCCCUUUAACAGGACCAGAGAUGCAAUCUGCAAAACAAGCACUGAUACGAAACCAUCAAUUAUCAGUGCUCUCCGGCGACUAUAUUAAAUCUAUGAGCAAGACUCUGAAAUUAUUCCAAGACAACGAUGGAAUUUGGCGUGCCAGAGGACGGCUCGGCAAGUCAUCAUUAAGCGACAGUGCGAAAUUUCCCAUUUUUAUUGGCCUAAAAAGCGAACUUGCCUCAAAAAUUAUCAACCAUGCUCACGGAAAAUACCAUCGCGGAGUCGCACACAUCAUGUCCACAGUGCGGGAGACAUUUUGGAUCCCCAAGUUACGCCAGCAGGUUAGAACAGUUGUUAUGUGCUGUAUAAGAUGCAGGCGUUUUAAUGGGUUUCCAUAUACCUACCCUGAAAUGUCAGACGUGCCGGCUCAAAGAAUACAAAAAACACGCCCAUUCGAAAACAUCGGCCUUGACUUUUUUGACCUUCCACAAACAAGAGAAGGAGACUCCUUCAGAAAAGCUUAUGGCUGUAUCUUUACUUGCGCCGUUACACGAAUGAUUCAUCUAGAAGUUUUGCGAAGUAUGAGUGCAGAAGAUUUCUUGAAUGCGCUUAGGCGAUUUUUUGCGCGUCGAGGCAUUCCUAGCCUAAUUAUCUGCGACAAUGCGCCUACAUUUUCUCAAAGCGCCGAAAUCUUGGGUAGUGUGAUUAAAGAUAGCUCACUAAACGACGUUCUAAGUAACAAUACCAUCGAGUGGAAGAACAUAACUCCAUACGCGCCGUGGCAAGGGGGUCUUUAUGAACGGCUCAUAAAGUCUAUAAAACGCGCCUUGUACAAAUGUAUUGGAAGAGCGAAGCUGUCUUUAUAUAACCUCGCAACCAUCAUAACGGAGAUCGAAGCCACACUCAAUACAAGGCCGCUAACCUAUCAGGAAUCUGACUGUGACGUAUUCACCUCCAUAAGGCCGAUAGACUUCAUCCAAAAGAACAUAGAGGUUACCUGCCCCUUUAAAAACAUCGACAGCGACAAUGUUGAUCCGGAAUACCAUCCCUCCGCCGAGCUUGCAAGCUUAGAAACACGAAGGCAAACGGUGAAAGCGCUACAAUCUUCCAUCAAAAUUAAGGAACGCUUCUGGAAUAUUUGGCGAGAUCACUAUCUGAAUAGCCUUAGGGAACACCAUCGAACGCGAUUAUCUCAGCAUCGCACAAGUACUACAGUGCUGAGAAAAGGCGCGGUGGUUCUAAUAAGCGACCCAGUUCUACCUCGUAAUGACUGGAAAAUGGCACGUAUCACUGACACAAAACAAAGCUCAGAUGGGGUCAUAAGGGAAGUUGAAUUAAUCACUUCUACUAGAAGGAAGAUCAGGCGACCAGUAAAUCUCGUCAUUCCACUUGAAUUGGGUGACACAUAUAAUGGUACCUACGAAGAGGGCAAAAAUUUCGAAGUUUGCGAAGAGAAUGCGAACCAAGAUACCCGCUAUGAUUUUUGCCCACGAAAAAACAUAAACUAUAGCGAGAAUUCGUUAGCCAAUACAGCGUCUGCGACAUCUCCUGGGUUCUUAUUCUCACCCAAAUUUUCUCUUCUGAUAUUGACUUUGCUUAUGCUUUGUUUCCCAUCACUAUCUCACCCAAUCCUCGAAUCACUUAGUAUGGAGUGUCAUAAAAACGGCAUACUGGUAAAAAAUACUAACGCAGCAGAUUUUGAAAUUUGCAUAGAAGAUGAAUGCAAGCUCUACACCAAACCAUCUUUGUGA
Molecule: messenger RNA, 1809 nt
Organism: Necator americanus (New World hookworm)
Lineage: Eukaryota; Metazoa; Nematoda; Chromadorea; Rhabditida; Ancylostomatidae
Exons: 1
Coding region: 1-1809 (602 amino acids)
Biological process (GO): DNA integration
Molecular function (GO): nucleic acid binding
Source: RefSeq, a predicted model, not a curated record